Molecule: messenger RNA, 1260 nt
Organism: Penicillium maclennaniae
Lineage: Eukaryota; Fungi; Ascomycota; Eurotiomycetes; Eurotiales; Aspergillaceae
Product: putative pyridine nucleotide-disulfide oxidoreductase AMID-like
Exons: 5
Coding region: 1-1260 (419 amino acids)
Cellular component (GO): cytoplasm
Molecular function (GO): flavin adenine dinucleotide binding; electron-transferring-flavoprotein dehydrogenase activity
Source: RefSeq, a predicted model, not a curated record
AUGCCCUCUAACAAUGGCGUACUGGCUGCAGCCAAGGCUUUCCGAGUCUUGGUCAUCGGGGGCUCUUAUGGAGGUCUCGCCGCCGCAUUGACCCUUGUCGAUCUGUCGCGUGGCCGUGUACCUCGCUUCAGCUCAGAUCCCGAUGCCUUGCUUCCCCCGCAUCGUGUUCCAAUUCAGAUCACCGUCGCAGACGAGCGAGAUGGUUACUAUCAUCUCAUCGGUUCUCCGAAGGCUCUCGCUUGCGAAGAGUUCGCGUCGGAGUCAUGGACUCUGUUCCAAGACAUCCCCGCGCUGAAGUCUUCCAACAUCAAGUUCAUUCAGGGAAGUGUCAGUAGGGUCGACUGCGCGGCGAAGGUCGCCCAGAUCCUCGAAACUGAGACCCAAAGUACCCGCGCCGAGCCGUAUGAUUAUCUCGUUGUGGGAUCUGGGCUACGACGAGCCUUUCCUACCGUACCUCGGUCCAUCCAAAGAGCCGAAUUCCUGCAAGAGGCUAAGGGACACGCAGGCGACAUUCGAAACGCUCGUGAAGGAGUGGUGAUCAUCGGCGGUGGCGCGGUUGGCGUCGAGAUGGCAGCCGAGUUGAAGGUACUGGUUCCGGAACAAAAGGUCACCCUGAUUCAUUCUCGAAAGCGAUUGCUCUCGUCCGAGCCACUGCCCGAUGACUUCGCAGAGCGCGUAAAGACCAUCCUACACGAGAUGGGCGUUGAGGUAAUCUUGGAACAGAGAGUUGUCGACACCACUGCCGUGGAUGCAGACGGAGAGCGCUGUGUGUGGCGUCUGACUCUCAGUGGUGGCCAACAGCUCACCACUGGGCACGUUUUGAGUGCCGUCUCAAAGCCCAUCCCCACAUCGACGUAUUUGUCACCUGAAGCUCUGACAGACGAUGGUUACGUGAAGGUGCAUUCAUCAUUGCAAUUCUCCGGCAGUGUCCCCAACUCAGAGCACCACUUCGCCGUGGGUGAUGUUGCGGCGUGGAACGGUAUCAAGCGUUGUGGUGGCGCAAUGCACAUGGGCCAUUAUGCUGGCAAUAAUAUUUACCAGCACAUGUUCGCCGAGUGCGGUGUUGGGAAGCCGAGUUACAUGACUCUUAGCCCUUUCCCCAACAUGAUUGGACUGGCCCUCGGGCAUAAAGCCGUCAGCUGGACCCCGGAUGAAGGCACGCGUCAUGGUGCGGAUAUUCUGACAUCGUUGUUUGGGGAGGACAUGGCGAACACGACGUGUCGAAACUACAUGCGAUUCAGUGAGGCAUGUCAAGCAUGA